AUGGUAUUCAGACACCGGAACGGUUCCAGAUUGUUUCGGGGCCACCAAAGCGAACUAAGCAUGGCGCACGACGAAGUUGAUCAUCGCGGAGUGCACACAACUCAGGAGGGAAAGAGUUUGGGCGUUUUCAUCUGCUGGCUUCUGGGCAACGGAUGCCUCUUCGGGUACAACAGCAUGCUCACCAUCGAAGAUUACUUCGUCCACCUCUUCCCAUGCUACCAUCCGGUUAGAGCUAUCACUCUGACCUAUCAGCCGUUUGUGCUCGUGGUAGUUUUGGUGUUUUCCUACCACGAGGCGAAUGUAAACACCAGGGUGCGCAACUUGGUGGGGUACUCACUCUUCUUCCUCGGCUUAGUCGCACUCAUCAUCCUGGAUCUUGCGACGUUGGGAAGAGGUGGAAUCACAACUUUCACCGGUGUGUGUACGAUUGUCGCGGUGUUCGGCGUCGCGGAAGGUCACGUCGAAGGUGCCAUGACCCGGGACCUAUGCUUGAUGUGCCCGGAGUUCAUGCAGUCAUUUUCUGUUGGCAUGGCUGCAUCAGGCGCAAUAACGUCGGCAAGGCUCGUUACGAAAGCAGCCUUUGAGAAAUCCAGAGACAACCUUCGCAGGGGUGCAAUGUUGUUCUUCGCUACAUCAUGCUUCUUCGAGAUGAUGUGUGUCGUGUUGUACGCCCACGUCUUCCCCAAGCGGCCAAUAGUGAAAUUCUACCAUGCAAAGGCGGCUUCCAAGGGAUCUCUGACGGUCGCCGCCGACCUUGCUGCCGCCAGCCCCCAAAGACACCCAAAACCAUCGGCGAAAGAUGACCCAGCCAUCCCUGAACGUUUGAGGAACAAGCACAUCCUUAUGCAGAACAUGGACUAUGCCUUGGACAUGUUCCUCAUCUACCUGCUGACGUUGUCCGUCUUCCUCGGAUUUCUCGCCGAAGAACUCGGAUCACACAUCUUGGGCUCCUGGUACGCGCUGGUGCUGAUCGCGACCUACAACGGCUCAGACCUGGUCGGGAGAUACGUGCAUCUGGUGGAGAUCAUCAAGGUGACAUCCCGGAGGGGGCGGAUGGCCACGGUGCUAGCCCGGUACCAGCUCCUCCCGGUGUUCUACUGUGUCGCCAGGUACAGAGGGGAGGCCUGGAUGGUCGCGCUUGCGUCGACUCUCGGACUCAGCAACGGGUACCUGAUACACGCGCUCAAUGUCUCGGAGAACAACCUUGCUGCCACACGCCUGCUGACGGCGGGGGAGAACAAUGAGAAGGGGAAGACCGAGCUUCGGGCUGGUUCCGACGUGCCGGAGGCUUCGAAGAGCUCCUUCUACCCCUUCUUUAUGAGCACCGUUGUCGCAGGCCUGGUUCCCCCCUUCUCCGACUUCUUCUAG
Messenger RNA from Triticum dicoccoides, 1368 nucleotides. Its product is annotated as equilibrative nucleotide transporter 3-like. The record is from RefSeq and is a predicted model, not a curated record. Gene Ontology annotation, biological process: nucleoside transmembrane transport. The transcript has 11 exons. NCBI's taxonomy places the organism in Eukaryota, Viridiplantae, Streptophyta, Magnoliopsida, Poales, Poaceae. Bases 1 to 1368 code for a protein of 455 amino acids. Gene Ontology annotation, molecular function: nucleoside transmembrane transporter activity. Gene Ontology annotation, cellular component: plasma membrane.